Messenger RNA from Opisthocomus hoazin, 2913 nucleotides. The record is from RefSeq and is a predicted model, not a curated record. NCBI's taxonomy places the organism in Eukaryota, Metazoa, Chordata, Aves, Opisthocomiformes, Opisthocomidae.
AUGCCGAUCGGCUUCGAGCCGUGUGAAAAUUUAGAUAGUAAAGUGACACAUAGGGAAGGGAUCAUCCUGGGGACGCACCACGAGAAGGGUGCAUUCACCUUCUGGUCCUACGCCAUCGGGCUGCCCCUGCCCAGCAGUGCCAUCCUCAGCUGGAAGUUCUGCCAUGUCCUGCACAAGGUUCUGCGCGACGGCCACCCCAACGUCCUCCAGGACUGCCAGAGGUACCGCAGCAACAUCCGAGAGACGGGGGACCUGUGGGGCCAUUUGCACGACAGGUACGGGCAGCUGGUGAGCAUCUACACGCGGCUGCUCCUCACCAAGAUCUCCUUCCACGCCAAGCAUCCUGAGUUCCCCCCAGGCCUCGAAGUGCCGGAUGAGGUGCUGGAAAAGACCGCGGGGACGGACGUGAACAACAUCUUCCAGCUGACGGUCGAGCUCUUCGACUACCUGGACUGCGAGCUGAAGCUGUCGGAGUCAGUUUUCAGGCAGCUCAACACCUCGAUGGCGGUCUCGCAGAUGUCGGCGGUGCAAUGCCGCCUGGCCCCCCUCAUCCAGGUCAUCCAGGACUGCAGCCACCUCUACCACUACGCCGUCAAGUUGAUGUUCAAGCUGCACUCCUGUCUGCCGGCCGACACGCUGCAGGGCCACCGAGACCGUUUCCACGAGCAGUUUCGCAGCCUCAAAAACUUCUUUAAGAAAGCGUCCGACAUGCUGUAUUUCAAACGCCUCAUCCAGAUCCCUCGGCUGCCGGAGAGCCCCCCAAACUUCUUGCGGGCGUCUGCACUGGCCGAGCAUGUGAAGCCGGUGGUUGUCAUCCCUGAGGAAGCUCCUGAGGACGAGGAGCCGGAGAACCUCAUCGAGAUCAGCACGGCUUCCACCACAGAGCCGCAGAUCACCUCGGAUAUAUUUGAGCAAACCUUUGGGCCACCCAACGGCGUUCGGGAUGACAGGGAUGCACAGAUCGAGAGCCUGAAGAAGGAGGUGGACAUGCUCCGUGCGGAGAUGGAGAAGAUUAAACUGGAGGCGCAGCGAUACAUCACGCAGCUCAAGGCGCAGGUGAACAGCCUGGAGGGUGAGGUGGAGGAGCAGCGCAAGCAGAAGCAGAAGGCGCUGGUGGACAACGAGCAGCUGCGGGAUGAGCUGGAGAGGCUGCAGAGGGCGAAGCAGGACAGCGACAGGUCCCAGCGGCUCUGUGCCGAAGCAGAAAAGAAAGCCAGCGCCACCGAGAUCCGCUACACGAAGCUGAAGGAGAAGCACAGCGAGCUCAUCAACACGCACGCCGAGCUCCUGAGGAAGAACGCCGACACUGCCAAGCAGCUGACGGUCACGCAGCAGAGCCAGGAGGAGGUGGCACGUGUCAAGGAGCAGCUGGCCUUUCAGGUGGAGCAGGUCAAGCGGGAAGCGGAGCUGAAGCUGGAGGACGAGAGCGUGCAGAUGGAGCAGCUGCGGCAGGAGCUGGACGCCCGGCGCGACGAGCUGGACCAGGCGCAGCGCUCGCUCAGCCACGCCAAGCAGGCGGGCGCGGAGCUCAGCGCCCAGGUGGAGGCCCUGCACGCCGAGAAGGAGGUGCUGAGGCGGUCGGUGAGCGAGAAGGAGUGUGAGCUGCUCUCCACGCGCGGCCUCGUCGAGGAGAAGGAGCUGCAGCGGAGCCAGGAGGCGGACAAGGCCACGAGGGAGAUCCGGGAGCUACAGGGCAGGCUGCUGGAGAAGAGCAACCAGGAGCAGAGCCUGCAGCAGAAGCUGCUGGACGAGCAGUUCGGCGUCCUGCAGGAGACGGUGCGGGAGGCGGAGGACAUCCUCCGUGACGCCGUGGCCAAGCUGGACGACCCGCUCCACGUCCGCUGCACCAGCUCCCCGGAUUACCUGCUCAGCCGAGCGCAGGCAGCGCUGGAGGCCACGGACGCCCUGGAGAGCGGACACGCGCAGUCCGUGGCCUCCAUGGCAGAUGCUGCGGGGCUGGUGGGGGCUCUGGCCCUCUUUUCACACCGGGGAGGAGGAAGAGGAGGGUGGCAGGGCUGGGAUGGGGGACCCCCUGCCCAAGGGGCUCGGCACCGACCCAUCCUCUCCGCAGGGCUGACGGAGACGUGCCGGGACUGCGGGCAGCGGAGCCUGGACUACCUGGGCGAGCUGAAGGACAAGCAGACGCUGGGGCGUGCCGAGCUGGGGGACGUGCGGCGGGCGCUGCGGGGGGUCCUGCAGCUGGCCCAGGAGCUGAGGCCCAAGAGCUUAGACAUCAAGCAAGAAGAGCUGGGGGACAUGGUUGAGAAGGAGAUGGCCUCCACCUCGGAGGCGAUCGAGGAUGCCGUCAGGCGGAUAGAGGAGAUGAUGAGCCAGGCCAGGAACGAGAGCUCUGGGGUUAAGCUUGAAGUGAACGAGCGGAUUCUGAACUCCUGCACGGACCUGAUGAAGGCUAUUAGACUGCUUGUAAUGACAUCUACGAACCUACAGAAGGAGAUAGUAGAAAGCGGCCGGGGGGCAGCAACAACGCAGGAGUUUUAUGCCAAGAACUCGCGCUGGACCGAAGGGCUGAUCUCUGCCUCCAAGGCGGUGGGCUGGGGAGCCACGCAGCUCGUGGAGUCGGCAGACAGAGUUGUCCUGCACACGGGCAAGUACGAGGAGCUGAUCGUCUGCUCCCACGAGAUCGCCGCCAGCACGGCCCAGCUGGUGGCUGCCUCCAAGGUGAAAGCCGAGAAGAGCAGCAGGAACCUGGGCCGGCUCCAGGAGUGCUCGCGUAACGUCAACGAGAUGGCGGCCAACGUGGUGGCUUCCACCAAGUCUGGGCAAGAGCAGAGCGAGGAGAAAGACACCAUGGACUUCUCGGGCAUGUCCCUCAUCAAGCUGAAAAAGGAAGAGAUGGAAACACAGCCCGAGCGAGACGCCGGCCCGUGCCCCCCUCCCGGGGCCACCUUCUAG